UUGUAAACACUGCGAUCACUUGGAGGUGAGAGAGAAGCAGCAGAGGAAACGUUAAAAUGUCAAGAAACACGAAAACAACGUUGAUUUUUGGAGGUUUUGUCGUGGCUGUCGCCGCCGCGUUUUACCCCAUAUUCUUCUACCCGCUGGCACAUAAACAGCAGUACAGAGAAGUCCAGAAGGUGAACCGGGCCGGAGUCAACCAGGCAGAAAUCCAACCCGUCGGUGUGACGGUUUGGACGGAUCCAUUCAAGCCGGCAGGAAAAUGACCAGCAGCGACGUUUCCUCUGAUGAUGAUGAAGACGAUGAUGAAGACUCUGAACACUGAACGCCUGUUUGACGAUGCUUGGUGUGUGUGAAUGUGAGUGAAUGCUUUCAGAGUGUGUUUAUUUAGUUCUUAAGUGAUUCCUUAAAUUGUAUGAAUAAAGUUAAAAGCUCUUAUAACUAAAA
Molecule: messenger RNA, 447 nt
Organism: Centropristis striata (black sea bass)
Lineage: Eukaryota; Metazoa; Chordata; Actinopteri; Perciformes; Serranidae
Gene: smim20
Product: small integral membrane protein 20
Exons: 3
Coding region: 57-266 (69 amino acids)
Biological process (GO): mitochondrial respiratory chain complex IV assembly
Cellular component (GO): mitochondrial inner membrane
Source: RefSeq, a predicted model, not a curated record